AUGAAAAAAUUCCAAACUCAACUAAUCUUACUUGUUGCAAUACUGUGCCUAGUAUCAUCAUGUCACUCUAUUCAACAAGAAUUAGAAAGGAAAAUAUCAGCAGUUUCCUUUGAAUAUUCAACUCAAGAUGGUUUCAUCUUUAAACAACCAAUUCAAACAAAACUCUAUCAAUCAGUUGACCCGUCCAAUAAUCCAAUAGUUAGUGAAAUUGAUGGAGUAUGCGACCCUCCAAACACAUCCACUAAUUCUCUUCUCCAACUCUUUACCUCACCAUUCGCCUACUACUUUCGAAUGAAAGAUUAUUCAACUUUCUUUGGGCCUGUUUUGUCUCAUAAGGAAGUUUGUACUGUAAGGGUUAAAAUGGGAAUUUCUCAAUUACCUGCGAAUAUUGAUAAUGCAGAGUACGAUUCCUCUUUCUUGGAAGGUUUGAGAGUAAUUUCAGAUUCGAAUAGUGUUUCUAAUUUUCAAAGUAUUUUCGGUCCGUUUAUUGCAACUAACAUUCAAUACGGAAAUAGUGAAUUGACCUCCUUUUACAAAAGUCUUCCUGUAGGAAUUUACCAAACUCCAAUACUGUCCAGUGAAUCUCUAAUCCCAUUCAAACAAGUGAAAAAUUCAAAUGUUUGGUUUUCAAAUGGAAAUAUUGUAAACUUUACAAUUUCAACAUUAUCAAACUUUGUCAAAGUGAACAAUUUAGCUCCCUCCAACGUUAUCGCUUCCAUUCAAAAGCUAGAAACCGAUUCGUUCAUUGAUCCUUUACAAAUUCAAUCAUUGUAUCAAUCAUCCUAUUCCACUAACUUUCCAAUUUGUGAAAAUUCAAGAAUUUUCAAUUUAAUUGAAGCCAAUUUGGAUUCUGGAUUCAUGACCUAUGUGAUUACUUAUGCUUACCAGAUGUAUGGUGUCACUAUUGGUCAAAUAAGAAAUGGUUUUGAAUCUAAGGGAAUAUUUUCAAAUGUCAAAUUGACUUCAAUUGCUGGAUUGUCACUUGACAGAAAUCAUAUUACUGGCAUUCCAAUAUUCAAAGUGAAUAGAGCAGCAAGUUCUUCAAUUAGAGAAUCUUAUUUGACCAUGGAUGAAAGUGAGGCUAAAUCCAUUUCAUCUGAUUACUCAAUUCUUGGAUAUUGCUCAUCUGUCAGUACUCAUCCAGAUAUGAUUCCACUAUACAGAUUCAAUUUUGAUAGACAUUAUUACAGAACUAGCGAGAAGGGAGAGUCAGGUUGGAUUAUAGAAGGUUUAAUGUGUUAUGUGUAUUCACAUAUAGUUUCAAUUCCAUCAGCUCAAAUUUGUAUUGUAAAUUAAAAUCUUACUUCAGU
This is a messenger RNA of Naegleria gruberi, 1310 nucleotides long. RefSeq lists its product as uncharacterized. The record is from RefSeq and is a predicted model, not a curated record. The transcript has a single exon. NCBI's taxonomy places the organism in Eukaryota, Heterolobosea, Eutetramitea, Acrasida, Naegleriidae. Bases 1 to 1296 code for a protein of 431 amino acids.